AUGGACGAUGUGAAGGCUAUCAUACAAGUUUGCAGGGCUUGGAAAAUUGACAUCAUGUUAGGAUUUCACCUUGACAUGGCCAUGUUUCUAAUACGCAAAAGACAACUCUCUCAUCCUCAAGUAUUUGGAACGGAGUGGACAACUGCCGACAAUUUUUACCGCCGUUUACACCGCCAAUUGCGAAAUGAGUUACGAGGAAACAAAUUGCUUCAAGGACCGUUGACCCUCUGCCUAACUACCUCAGAAAUAUACACCACUUUGUCUACAGUUCAUGGCAACAUGGGUAUGCACAAGCAUGGACGAAAGUGCGCAAGGUCUAUCUCCCGUAUAAUGUUCGACAGUCCCAUUGGGUGGCUUUAG
Prunus armeniaca (apricot) is the source of this 360-nucleotide messenger RNA. The record is from the annotation of a GenBank genome assembly. NCBI's taxonomy places the organism in Eukaryota, Viridiplantae, Streptophyta, Magnoliopsida, Rosales, Rosaceae.